AUGCAUCGUGAUGAAGCUUCAUCUUCAUCUUUAACAACGAUUUCUAACGCAACUACUGAUGAGAACAUGUCCGAAUUUUCUCCUCGUUCAUAUCAAACAGAAAUUAUGGAACAAGCUAAAACAGAAAACUUAAUCGUUUGUCUACCAACUGGUAGUGGAAAAACAUAUAUUGCCAUUAUGCUUAUUAAAGAGUUGUCACCUGCUCUUCAACGAAAUCCUAAUGAUGGCGGAAAACGAACUAUUCUGCUUGUUAAAACUAUUGAACUUGCUCGACAACAUUGCAAAACUUUAGGUGAUCAUUUAGAUUUGAAAAUUAAAAUGUAUUGUGGUUCAUUAAAAAUCAGUCUAAGCGAUACCAAUCGAUGGAAUACAGAAUUUGAAACUAAUCAAAUAUUAAUCUUUACUGUACAAAUAUUUCUUAAUUUACUUGAUCAUAAUCAUUUUUAUAAAGUUAAUUUAUUAAUAUUUGAUGAAUGUCAUCAUGCAAUAGGUGAUGAUCCUUAUGCUUUAAUCAUGAAAAAACAUUAUAAAUUAUGUUUACAUCAUCCACGUAUACUUGGUUUAACAGCAUCAAUUAGUGGACAAAAAAUCGAACCAAAAGACUUACGAAAUGCUGCAAGAGAACUUGAAAAUAUUUAUGAUGCUCGUAUUGAGACUGGUUCGAAUCGAAUAGAAAUAACUGAAAAUAGUACAUCAGUCGACGUUAAACAUCAACGUUGUGUUAAUUAUGAACAAAAUAUUUGUAAAAAAAAAAAGGAAAUUAUGAAUAUUUUUCAAGAAAUUAAAUUAUUACUUGAUGAACUUACUAAAUAUUUAAACAAAAAGAAAUGUUCAGUUAUAUUUGAAGAUGGUCUUUUACAAAAAAAUAAUCAAUCAAAUUUUAUUCAAUUGCAAUGUCGAACUUUAGAUCAACUUAAAUGUCAUCUUGAUAAUAUAAUACAUAUUGGUUAUGAUCUUGGUCUAUGUGGACUUUUGUUAGGAAUAACGUCAUUAAAAUGUUAUCUUGAAUCAAAAAAUGCAUCAAUAAAAAUAACUGAUAAAGAAGCAAAAGAUUUAUAUGAAAAGAUAAUUAAAAGUCUUGAUUUUUUAAUCAAUAAUAAAUUUAAUAAUUUACCUGAAAAUCGUCAAAUUCUUUAUAGUGAUAAAGUGAUUAAAUUAGAAGAAAUUAUAAAACACAAUAAUCUUGGUCAAUGUAUUGUGUUUGUUGAACGAGUACAUACAGCAGCAUUUUUAUGUCAAGUCUUAGGAAAAAUCUUUGGCGAUUGUAUUAAAAUAAAAUAUCUUGCUGGUUCAAAAGCUUAUAUUGAUGGAAUAAGCGUUUCAAAAAAAUAUCAACGUGAAGUAGUGGAAGAAUUUCGUCACAAACAUAUUAAUGUUUUAAUAUCAACAGCAAUCGUUGAAGAAGGUUUGGAUAUUCCAGGAUGCAAUCUUGUUAUUCGUUUUAAUAAACCAAAGAAUUUUUCAUCAUAUAUGCAAUCAAAAGGACGUGCAAGAGCACGGAAAGAAAAAGCAUUAUUUGUUCUUUUCAGAGAUGAAUCUAAUCCUGAAGAAUAUUCAUUGAAUAAAGAAGAAUAUCAAAAUUAUGAAUUUAUGGAAAAAAUGUUGAAACAAAACUUUCAAGUUGAUUAUGAUAGUGAUAGUUCUUCUAAUGAUAAUUGUAAUGCAUUAAGACCUUAUCGAACUGAAAAUGGAGUAAAAAUUCAUGGCAUACGUUCAAUACAAAUUAUCAAUCAAUAUUGUGCUGUGCUUGGUAAUAGUGGAAUUUUAUCACCACGAUUUUGUUUUUAUACAAAUAAAAAUAAUAAAUUUAAAUGUAUUUUAUCAAUGCCAGCAAAUUGUCCUAUACGAGAAGAUAUUAUUUGUGAAAAUAGUAAUAAAAGAUUAGCUAAACAAGAAUGCUGUUUGAAAAUGGUUGAAAUGCUUCAUAAGAAAGGUGAACUUGAUCAAAGUUGUCUACCAAUUCGUCCUGAUCAAUGUUCAAUAACUGAUCAUGAUGAUGAUGAUAAUGAGACUGAAAAAGUACCGUUUGAAAUUAUUGAAAAGCAGGUAUCUAAUUAUGAUUCAAAUUUCAAUAUGAAACUAAAUUUGUUUUUACCACUAUUUAAUUUGUAUGGACGUAAUGGUGUAUUAACUAUAAAAGUUACAUAUUUGAAACCGAUUGAUUUAGAACAAUAUAAAAAUCAACUGAAAAUUUUUUGUCGAUAUAUUUUUGAAGAAAUUUUUGAUGGUAUGAAUACAGGAUUAGAAUCGAUAUUGAAAUUUGAUAUGGAACAUUCUACUUUUAAACUAUUUCCAUGUCUUUUGAAAAAAUCUGAUGACAUUGAUUAUCAACGAAUGAUGAAAAUAUGCGAUAGAAAAAAUAAGUUUGUUCAAGAUUCAUCUGAAUUAAAUGAUAAUGAACUGUAUUAUCCUUUGCAUUUGUCAAAAAAACAACUUUAUACGAAUAUCUCUGAUGUUUCUCUUUUGAAACGAGUAGUAGAUAAAUGGGAACAUAAAAGACCACUAGAAACCACUGAAAGUUAUGUUGAUUAUUUCGAACAUAAAGUACCAAAUAUUCAUAUUCAACGAGAUCGUUUCAUGGCUACAAUGAAAACUUUCCGGAAACCGAGAAUAAAUUAUUUGAAAGAUUCUCCAUUAAAGAAAGAGAAAGAACAGAAUAGUUUAAUAAUUACUCAAAAUUGCUAUUAUCCUAUUGAAGUUCUUUGUUAUGCUCCUCUUAAUCAAACAGAUUUUGAAUUAUUUUUUAUAUUACCAAGUAUUCUUGUUCGUAUUUCACAAUUAUAUUACAUAGAACAAUUGAGAAAAUUAUUAGCGGAUAACAUUCAAUCUUAUUCGUUGCUCGAUGUUGAACAUAUACCAAUUGUUACUUUUGACGAUUGUCUUACUAAUAUACUUUCAUUAAUUCCACCGAUUGUAUUACCACUGAUUUCUCUUAAUUAUGAUUUUUCAUUAGAAAAUAAUAGUCAACUUCAACCAUCAUCUAAUUUAAUAUUUCAAUCAAUUACUCGACGUUCAACAAAUGAAAAUACUGAUAUGGAAAAUUUAGAAAUACUUGGUGAUUGUUUUCUUAAACUAGCAAUAUCUAUGUCAUUAUAUCAUCAAUAUCCAUUCGAUUGUUCUGGUAAAUUAACAUCAAAAAAAGAUAAACAAGUAUCCAAUGAAAAUCUUUAUCGAUUAGCUAAGAAAAAAGAAUUAAUAAAUUAUUUAUAUGUUGAUAAAGUAAUUUAUGAAGGUGAAGAAGCUAAUUGGAUACCGCCUGUCUUUCUUUUCAGAGCUCAAGAUGUUAAUAUAAAAGUGUUCGAAAGUAAUGAAAAAAAGCUCGGUACAUGCCUAGUAGGUAGUAUUCUUCAAAAUUUAGUUCAUGUUAUGUAUGAAAAUGAACAAUUAACAUUAAUAAAUCAUGAACUUGUUGAAUUAUUUACUGAAGAUUUAGAAAGUCAUUUUAAUAAAACAACAGGUGAAAUCGAUACGAUAACAACAAUACUUUCAACAUCACUUAAAUUAUAA
Molecule: messenger RNA, 3507 nt
Organism: Rotaria sp. Silwood2
Lineage: Eukaryota; Metazoa; Rotifera; Eurotatoria; Philodinida; Philodinidae
Source: the annotation of a GenBank genome assembly